Hippocampus zosterae (dwarf seahorse) is the source of this 1487-nucleotide messenger RNA. RefSeq names its product unconventional myosin-VIIb-like. Bases 4 to 1314 code for a protein of 436 amino acids. Lineage: Eukaryota; Metazoa; Chordata; Actinopteri; Syngnathiformes; Syngnathidae. The record is from RefSeq and is a predicted model, not a curated record. Gene Ontology annotation, cellular component: cytoskeleton. The transcript has 11 exons.
UACAUGGGCGAUUACCCGACCAAGCAGGUCCAGAGUCCCCUGGAACUGACCGAUCAGAUCUUUGGGCCCGCCACGGAAAAGGACUCCCUCAGAGAUGAGAUCUACUGCCAAAUUAUGAAGCAGAUGAGCAGCAAUAACAACCGGUUCAGCGUGGAGCAGGGUUGGCAGCUGCUUUGGUUGUGCUGCGGCCUCUUCCCUCCCAGCCAAUCGCUCCUGAAGCACGCGCAGCGAUUCCUGGAAUCUCGCCGCACGGAGCCGCUGGCCUCCGACUGUCUGCAACGACUGCAGAGCUCUUUGAGAAUGGACGCCAGGAAGCUUCCGCCGCACCAGGUGGAAGUGGAUGCCAUCCAGCAGAACAGCACGCAAAUCUACCACAAAGUCCACUUUCCCAACGACACGGGGCAGAUCUUUGAGGUAGCCACCAGCACCAAGAUCAGGGAUCUCAUUAAGAACAUUUCCAACAAGCUGCAACUGACCACGGCCGACGGCUUCAGCAUUUUCAUUAAAACGCACGAUAAGGUCCUCAGUCUGAAUGACAGCGACUAUUUCUUUGACAGUCUGCGGCAAAUCACAGACUGGUCCAAACAGAACAAACGCACUAAAGACGGUGCUCAAGUCAGCAUGUCCUACUUGGUUUUCUUCAUGAGGAAGCUGUGGUUAAACGUGAUUCCCGGCAGGGACCUGGAGGCGGACCUCGUCUUUCACUUCCCUCAGGAAGUCCCGAAGUACUUGAGGGGGUACCACGUGUGCGGCAAAGGCGACAUGGUUCACAUGGCAUCCCUGCUCUUCCGCAUUAAAGUUGGGAAUGACAAGAGUCAGUUUGUGACCAUCCCCAAGAUGUUGAAAGAACUCGUACCCGGUGACCAGCUUAAGACUUUUUCCGAGAACGAGUGGAAGAAGAGCAUCGUGGCGUCUUUCAACAAGCAAGCGGGAAUGACCGUGGAGGAAGCAAAAGUGGCGUUCCUGAAAACGGUUUGUCGCUGGCCAACCUUUGGCUGCGCCUUCUUUGAAGUGAAGCAAACAUCCGAACCCAAUUUUCCGGACAUUGUGCGGAUCGCUAUCAGCAAGCAAGGACUCACCAUCAUACACCCCAAAACCAAGGAAGUGUUGGCCAACCACCCUUUUAACCGCAUCGCCAACUGGCGCAGCGGAAGCACGUAUUUCCAUAUGACCAUCGGCAGUUUGGUGCAGGGCAGCAAAUUCCUCUGUGAAACGUCGCUGGGCUACAAGAUGGACGACCUCAUCACCUCCUACGUCACCAUGUACGCGCAAGAGAGGAGGCCGGUGCAGAGCAGGAACCAGCGUUUCAAUUGAUGCCUGCACGACUACAAAGCACCUGCUAUAAAGAACUCCAUUGGACUCCACAGGAAUUACCGGAAUAUGCAUUUGAAAAUAUUUAUUCAAGUUCCUUUGCGCACCACAUUUGCAUUCAUGUGACAUUGCUUGAUCUGAUCGGAUGCUUCACAAAUAAAAGCUCACGUUAUCCA